AAAUUCUUAAAAUUCUCCUUCUGUAGCAGCAGUUCUGGUGCAAGGCAAACUAACAGUGCAUCGGGAGAGCAAAGAUCUGGAGGAUCUAUUGCGGAAGGCGCUCACGGCCGGGUUCAACUGGUUAUGGUGGGUUUUCCGGGCUCCACGGCCGCACAAACCCGGAAAACCCACCACAAUCUGGAGAAUCAUUUCCGGGAGAGGAAGCUCCCUGUCUUUGCUGGAAAACAACAGAAGCGAAAGUGGACUUUGCAACUCCCCCAUCCUGCAGCCGAGGCAGCCAUGGCGACUGGGGGUCCGGUCCAAGAGCUCUGCGAGGAACUCACCUGUCCCAUCUGCCUGGAGUAUUUCAAGGACCCGGUGAUGCUCACGGAGUGCGGGCACAAUUUCUGCAAAGCCUGCCUGCCCCGCAGGUGGGAGGAGUCCGUCCAGGAGAUCUCCUGCCCUGAGUGCAGAGGAGCCAUUCAGCCAAGAAACAUUAAGCCCAACCGGCAGCUGGCAAAUGUUGUCGAGAUUGCCAAGAAACUCAGUCCUCAGGGUGGUAGGGAGGAGGAGGCGGCGAAGAAGGCUCCGAACUUGCAAGAAGGAAAGCCGAGAACUUGCGAGAAACACCAGGAGGCCCUCAAGCUCUUCUGUCAAGGGGAUCAAGCCCUCAUCUGUGUGGUCUGCGACAGAUCCAAGGAGCACAGAUAUCACGAUGUGAUUCCCGUGGAAGAGGCUGCCCAGAAGUAUAAGAGUAUGUUAUAUGGCUACAUUGAGAUUCAGAGGAAGGAGAGGAAAAAAAUUAUGGCCUGUAAAGCAGACAGAGACAAGCAAAGCCAAGACCAGCUGAAGCGAACACAAUCUGCGAGGAAGAAGUCAGUAACUCAGUUCAGGAAACUACACCAGUUUCUGGAGGAACAGGAGCAGCUUCUGUUGACCAAGAUAGAGGAAGCAGAGAAGGAGAUUGCAAGAGAAAGGGAGGACUACCUUGCCAGACUCGCUGCCCAACUUUCCUCUGUUGAAAUGGUCAUCCAGGAGAUGGAAGAGAUGGCUGUCCAGCCAGCGACCGAAUUCCUUCAGGAUGUCAAAGGCUCCUUGGAGUGGUAUGCGGAGAUAGAAGAGUUUGGAGAUUCAUUCACUCCUAAUCUGGGUCUGAUGGGGAGGAUCGACAAAUUUGACCACAUAACCUGCUUUUUGGAGGCCAAUCUGCCACAAUUCAAAGAUACCCUGGCAUCUGAGCUUCAGCUGCAGAAAGCUGGAGGAUCCUGGGAGCGGAUGAACAAGCGAGGUGUGGCGCGUCCAUUAGUAGAUGAUAAUCCUGCUCCUUCAGGAGAAGUUCCUUUGAUCAAGAGCCCCAAGGGGUUUUCCUUGGCGCCCACCUGCUGCCUGACCUUUGAUACCCCAGCGCAGCUUCCAAAGGCACUCUUCAAUGAAAAAGUUGAUGUGACUCUGGAUCCUGACACGGCUCACCCGCUGCUCCUCCUGUCUGAAGAUCGGAAGAGCAUGAAACUGCGAAAGGAGCCUCUAUGUCUGCCCAACAAUCCUAGGAGAUUUGAUAAAGAAACGAUGGUGUUGGGGCGCGAGGGGUUCAGAUCAGGCCUACGUUUCUGGGAAGUCACUGUGGGGUGUGAGGGAUGCUGGGCUGUGGGGGUUGCCAGGGAGUCUGUGAGGAGAAAGGGCGCGAUCACCAUCUGUCCUGGGCAAGGGAUCUGGGCUUUGGCGAAACUGGGUGAGGCUUACUUGCCUCUCUCUGAUGCUCAGGCACAUUUUCUUAACCUGGAGAGGAAGCUAAAAAGGAUCCAAGUGUGUCUGAACUAUAAGUUAAAGCGCGUGGACUUUUAUGACCUCGACACAGAGGAGCUUCUUUACACAUUCUCAGAUGCCUUCUUCUGUGACGAAAUGCUUUUCCCCUUCUUUUGGAUUUUUCAAAAUGGCAACCUCAGCCUUGCUUAGAAUUGCAGUGCUGGGGCUACUUUGUGAUUCACUGAAUGCGUUGGAGACUCAGUGGUGCCUUGUAAUCCGUAUGUGUGUUCUCUUACCUUGCUAUUUUGCUCCCUGCCCCAUCCCAGUAGUGUCUUUGAGUAAACAUGCUUGACAGUUCUGAGGAGAACAUCUUUGGGUCUUACUCUUUCUCCACUUUCUUGACCUCUGAUCUGAGCUGCACUGUUUGGCAUCCUUUCCUUCACUUCACUUAAGUCAGGCAGCCUUCUCCCACCCCCGGCAGUUACAGAUAGUUUUGAAGGCUACACCAGCCCACAUAAGUGACCACACUAUCUUGUGCUUGUACACACCCACUUUGAAGGCAGAAAACAUAGCUUCCAAUCUUUUCCAGUCAUUGUCUCUCAGCUUAACACAUCCAGCUGGCCUCUACCGGGGCCAGGGCUUUUACGGCCCUGGCCCCGCUCUGGUGGAACAGGCUCUCAAGGGAGACCAGGGCCCUGCGGGACUUGCAAAGUUUCCACAGGGCCUGUAAAAUGGACCUGUUCCGCCAGGUAUUUGGCCAGCUGGGUCGAGUGUGAUCCUGUUCCAUCUAGGCCUGCGGUGGGCUCAAUUGGGGGGGGGGGGAGUGGGGUUUUUAUCGCCAUCUGUCUGAUGUAGUUCCUAUUUAUAGUUUUAUAUGUAUAGUUUUAUUGGCUGUUGUUAUGGGUUUUAAUGUUGUUUAAAUAUUAUAUUGUUAAUAUUUUUAUGUUGUUCACUGCCCUGAGCCCCUUGGGGGAGGGCAGCCUACAAACUUAAAAUGUAAACAAAUAAAUAACCUAUUUCACAGGAUUGCUGUGAAGCUAAGAAGCCCCUCUGCAUCCUCCUUGGAUCUACUUAGGGGGCAAAAGGGGGAUUACACAAAGAAUAGUCAAACCAAUUCAGCGCCUGCAGUCCCUUCUGUGCAGGGAGCAAUCCCUAUUGUUCUCUGUACAUGCUUAGAGGUCUCUUGUUCUUCCUUGGGUUCCAGGCUUCUGUCUGUUCGGUACAAGGGGAAUAUUCUGCUCUGUGUGCUGCACGGAGGAUUGCAGGAAUAUCAUGCUAAGCAGGAAGAGUUU
This is a messenger RNA of Sphaerodactylus townsendi, 3014 nucleotides long. Its product is annotated as E3 ubiquitin-protein ligase TRIM7-like. The transcript is spliced from 9 exons. Gene Ontology annotation, molecular function: zinc ion binding; protein binding. NCBI's taxonomy places the organism in Eukaryota, Metazoa, Chordata, Lepidosauria, Squamata, Sphaerodactylidae. The coding region runs from base 124 to 1932 and encodes 602 amino acids. The record is from RefSeq and is a predicted model, not a curated record.